Molecule: messenger RNA, 1050 nt
Organism: Calypte anna (Anna's hummingbird)
Lineage: Eukaryota; Metazoa; Chordata; Aves; Apodiformes; Trochilidae
Gene: APOF
Product: apolipoprotein F
Exons: 2
Coding region: 101-1027 (308 amino acids)
Biological process (GO): cholesterol metabolic process
Source: RefSeq, a predicted model, not a curated record
CCUCCUGAUAACCGGAGCUAUAAAGUGACCACGGGGGCUGUGGCCACCGCGGCCGGACGGGGCAGGGGACACCGGUGCUGGCUGUCCUAGAGCUGCCGCCAUGCCCCAGGCUCUGCUUUUCCUCCCACUCUUCCUCAGCCUGGGGGUCAGCGCUGUCCCCACGGUGUCCCCAGGGCCGGUGGCCGAUGACAGGGCGGUGGCACGGGCGCUGCUGGCACAACUGACGGAGCUCAUCCCACCGCGGGCUCUAACGGGGCGCGGGGUCUCGUGCCAGGCCCUGCGCCCCUCUGCCCUCCCCGGUUUCGCUCAGCUCCCGGUGCCAGCCCGCAGCCUGGCCCGUGCUGCCAUGGUGCUGGCGCUGAGCGCGGCCGCCUGCGGGCCCCAGGCCGAGGCAGAGAUUCUGGGGCUCUCCUGGGAGAUGGGCCCCACCGAGGCCACCGCGCUGCUGCGGGGACUGGCACGUCUGCGGGGGCCCCGGGACCCCCUGAGCCCCCUGCCUCUCCUGCUCCUCAGCCUGGUGAGGUCGGGGGGCUCUGCCCCGGCUCUGCCCUGCGCACCCACCGCCCAUCCCACGGCCCCUCUGGUGAGGGCCCAGGGGGUUUGGAUGUCCCCGGGCUCCAGGGCCCCUGCCCGGCUUCCACCCUGCACCCGCACCCGCAGGCACCGGCGGGAGGAGGAGGAGGAGGACAAUGUCUGCAACCCGCCGGGGGAGCAGGAGGCCCACGGGGUGCUGGAGUGGGUGCCGGGCGUCAGCACCUUCUACAAUUUGGGCACCAGCAUCUACUACGCCUUCCAGGGCUGCCGAGCCCAGGCCUCCACCCGGGCCCUGGAAUUCGCCGAGGACUUGGGCUACACCGGCCUGGCCGCCCUCACCGCCGGCAUCAGCGGCCCCGUGGCCCUGGGGCUGCAGCUGGGACUGAAGCCGGGGCUCAAGGCCGGGGUGCGGGCGCUCGUCCAUUACUUCACCUCGGACGGGGACCCCCCGCCCGCCCCCACCGCCCACAGCGGCCCCGUCCUCAUCAUCUGAAUAAAAGCCUCGUGCGGCGCCGA